Messenger RNA from Helicoverpa armigera (cotton bollworm), 1063 nucleotides. RefSeq names its product mitochondrial import inner membrane translocase subunit Tim21. The record is from RefSeq and is a predicted model, not a curated record. The transcript has 4 exons. NCBI's taxonomy places the organism in Eukaryota, Metazoa, Arthropoda, Insecta, Lepidoptera, Noctuidae. Gene Ontology annotation, biological process: protein import into mitochondrial matrix. Gene Ontology annotation, cellular component: TIM23 mitochondrial import inner membrane translocase complex. Bases 117 to 791 code for a protein of 224 amino acids.
ACUCAACAAAUGACAUAUCUGAGUCUGACUGAUAGUCAAAAGCAAAAUCUUUUAUAAAUAAAUACGAUAACCUCUAAGGAAUAUUCCGUGCCAAAAUAGUGUAGAAUUUAUAAACUAUGACUAUAAUAUCUAAAUUGUUUACAGUUUUACGCACUACUAAUACAGCCGAAUGUGUUCCGGCGAUUUUACAAUCAUCGAAGAUUAGAUAUGUUCGGUGUUAUUCAACUCGAAAGGAAAGCGGUUUGGCUAAGAGUCAAGAGAGACAUGAAGUGACUACAGACGUCCGACCUCUAGGGGAAAAGAUAAAGGAGACAACUAAGACUGCGACAUACACCGGGAUAAUUUUGAUGGGAGUUGGUGUCACGGGGGUCAUCUUUUACUACGUGUUCCGUGAAUUGUUUUCAAGCAACAGCCCAAACAGCAUUUACUCAGAGGCACUAGAAAAGUGUAAAAAUGACCCUCGAGUGGAAGAUGCCUUAGGCCCUCCAAUCAAAGGUUAUGGAGAAGAAACCACCAGAAGGAGGCGCACUCAUGUCAGCCAUGCUGUCUACGAGAAGGAAGGGGUAAAACAUAUGAGAAUGAGGUUUUACAUCAAAGGAAUAAGGAACAAAGGCAUUGUUGAACUUGAUAUGAAACAGAAUGAAUAUGGGAAUUAUUUGUGCCGUUACUUGUUGGUGCAGCUAGAUGACUACACAGGCAAGACCUUUAUUAUUGAAGAUAAUAGAGCAGACCUAGACAAGAAAACAGAUAUUGCUUCCAGUACCUUUUCAACACUAACUAUAAACCAGUGAAUACUAUGAACAAAGUUGUAAAUUGUAUAAAAUGGCAAAUGAGAUAUUUGGUAAAACUGCAGAUCACCAAAGUAUUUAAACCCAGAAGGUGGUGUAGCAAACUCUUUGUUAACCAGAGCCAAACUUUGCAUGUGUAGAGGACAUACAGACUGAAACAAAAGUGAAUAUAGGUAGUAUAUAGUUAUUAUCAACACUUAAUUUAACUCAUAGAUAAUAUAUAACCAGGAGAAUACCUGUAGCUGGAAGUCUAAAAUAAAGACUAUCAUAAUAGA